AUGUACCCCAACCCUCUCAUCUAUUGCACCUGCUGGGAUCCCUGGAACCUGGGACCGAGAAAAUUAAUAAAGACCCCUCAUCCACCAAGCCAGACUGCUGCAGCAAAGACCAAGCUAGUUCCUCUUCUGCCAGCUUCAAAAGAUCAAAAUUAUGUCCAACCCCAACCAGCUACAAAACCUAUUGUCAACUCAAAAUUGAAAAUCCCGUUAGGAAAGCAAGAGGACAGCAGUAAACCUUACGAAGUGAUCAACGUGUCACCUGGCUAUCAGCUCAUUCGGAAUCGUGAGCAGAUAUCUGUCACCUUGGGCGACGAGAUGUUCGGUAGGAAAAAGCCCUUGGAUUCAGAGGUUAUGGACAAAGCCGGGUUUUCCAGGACUAACAUCAUUCAUGACCUAGAAGAGCAGAUCUCAGAGUUGACAGCAAUAAUAGAACAAAUGAAUAGAGACCACCAGUGCGCCCAGAAGUUGCUUGCUAAUGAAAUGGAACUGCGCUUUGCUGAGAUGGAACAGGACUUCCAGAACAAGAACAGGGAGCUCAGAGAGGCCCACAAGAUGGAGGUCAACGAACUGGAGAACAACUACAAAGCCUCCCUGAAGGCGGAGAAGGCGGCUGCCCAGGAGAAGAUAGAGGAGAUGAGAAAGGAGUAUAAGUAUCUGAAGAACAUGUUUCAUAUGUAUCAGGACAGCAUUUAUGAUGAAAUGGAAGACAAGUGGUCGAAGCGGAAAGCCGAAUGGGAGAAGGAUGAGAAAAUCGAGCGGGAGAAGAUCCUGCUACAGCAAAAACACAAGAUGACCAAAAAGUUUGAGUUAGAGUCAGAAGAAGAGAAGAAGAAGAUAUAUGAAUCCUAUGUGGCUGCCUUUGAGAAUUUCAUGCGAGAGAAGGAGGGCCUCUUGAAGCAGCAUGAAAAUGACACCUUGCAGCUAGAGGAACUGAGAAAGACCAAAGAGAUCAUAGAGGAAGAGUUGCACGCACAAACUCUUGUUCUAGAGUCACUCAACAUGAACCUCUGCAACACCCAGAUGGAACUCCAGAAGGAGAAAGCAGCCAUGGGACACCUAGAGAAAACACUGCAGAUCAAGCUUGCUGAAGCUGAAGACAAGUACAAGUACACCAUCCAGUUGCUAACAGAGGAAAACAUUCAUUUAAGGCAGAAGAUAAUUGCCAAGAAUGAAGAAAUUUAUGAAGGACGAUGUGGAAAAUCAGCUGACAGCGCAUCUUUGGAGGACGACUUGUUCCUUUUGGAAGGCAGUAGCAGCAGAAGAUGAGAAUUCUUAACAAACAGCUGUUCUCCCAGGCUGACAGAAGCAAGGUCGUGGCUGGAUUAGCUGGCGGUGACAGGGAACCACCCCCACAGGCCUGGCCAACUCCUGUGAGGUUGCCUUGAGAAAUGCAUUU
This is a messenger RNA of Ochotona curzoniae (black-lipped pika), 1396 nucleotides long. Its product is annotated as flagellum-associated coiled-coil domain-containing protein 1-like. Lineage: Eukaryota; Metazoa; Chordata; Mammalia; Lagomorpha; Ochotonidae. Gene Ontology annotation, cellular component: sperm fibrous sheath; outer dense fiber; cytoplasm. Bases 1 to 1266 code for a protein of 421 amino acids. The transcript has 14 exons. The record is from RefSeq and is a predicted model, not a curated record.